This is a messenger RNA of Jaculus jaculus (lesser Egyptian jerboa), 3036 nucleotides long. RefSeq names its product carbohydrate sulfotransferase 10 (gene Chst10). The transcript has 8 exons. Bases 237 to 1373 code for a protein of 378 amino acids. NCBI's taxonomy places the organism in Eukaryota, Metazoa, Chordata, Mammalia, Rodentia, Dipodidae. Gene Ontology annotation, biological process: carbohydrate biosynthetic process; proteoglycan biosynthetic process. Gene Ontology annotation, molecular function: sulfotransferase activity. Gene Ontology annotation, cellular component: membrane. The record is from RefSeq and is a predicted model, not a curated record.
CCCGGCCCGGCGAGGCCCGCGCACCGUGUCCGAGGCCGCGGAGGGGCCCGGCGAAGGCCGGCUCCACGGAGGUGACAAGUGGAACCAGUAAUCUCAAUAUAAUAUGGCGAUGUGACACUGCCCUCCAGCUCUCCAGGCCACGGAAGCACACAGUGACUUCUGUGACAGGUUGAGGACCAGCCAUCAUGUUCCACAUCACUCCUGGACUGUGAUGCCAUGGACAGUGUCCAUAUCCAAUGUUCUGUGCAGGCCCUCCCAGGCAAGUGACCGGAGGAAGGAUCAUUGAAUGGCUUGUGCCUGACAACAUGCACCACCAGUGGCUUCUGUUAGCUGCAUGCUUUUGGGUGAUUUUCAUGUUCAUGGUGGCCAGCAAGUUCAUCACGUUGACCUUUAAAGACCUGGAUGGAUACAGCACCAAACAGGAGUUUCUGUUCCUGACAACCAUGCCAGAAGCAGGGAAGAUGCCAGAAGAGAAGCUUCCAGAAGAUGUGAAGCCAACUGAGAACGUGCUUCCAAAAAACCAGCUAGAUCAGCCCCUCAUGUACCUGGAGCGCUUGGAGCUCAUCAGGAACGUCUGCAGGGAUGAGGCUCUGAGGAAUCUCUCACACACCACAGUCUCUAAGUUUGUCCUGGACCGAAUAUUUGUCUGCGACAAGCACAAGAUUCUUUUCUGCCAGACUCCUAAAGUGGGCAACACCCAGUGGAAGAAAGUGUUGAUUGUUCUGAAUGGAGCUUUUCCUUCCAUUGAAGAGAUUCCGGAAAGUGUGGUCCAUGACCAUGAGAAGAACGGCCUCCCACGUCUCUCUUCCUUCAGCAGAGCGGGAGUUCAGAAGCGAUUGAAAACAUACUUCAAGUUUUUUAUUGUAAGAGAUCCCUUCGAAAGACUGAUUUCUGCCUUUAAGGACAAGUUUGUUCACAAUCCUCGCUUCGAACCUUGGUAUAGGCAUGAGAUUGCCCCUGGCAUCAUCAGAAAAUACAGGAGGAACCGGACAGAGACCCGGGGCAUUCAAUUUGAAGAUUUUGUCCGCUACCUGGGCGAUCCAAACCACAGAUGGCUAGACCUUCAGUUUGGGGACCACAUCAUCCACUGGGUGACCUAUGUGGAACUCUGUGCGCCCUGUGAAAUAAAGUACAGUGUAAUUGGACACCACGAGACCCUGGAGGAGGAUGCCCCAUAUAUUCUGAGGGAAGCUGGUAUAGAUCAUCUAGUGUCGUACCCAACCAUCCCUCCAGGUAUUACCGUGUACAACAGAACUAAGGUGGAACACUACUUCCUGGGCAUCAGCAAACGAGACAUCCGGCGUCUUUAUGCACGUUUUGAAGGGGACUUUAAGCUCUUUGGGUAUCAGAAGCCAGAUUUUUUGCUGAACUAAUUGUAUAGACCUGUGAAUCUGGUUAUCUUGGCUAUAUCAGGGGCUAGCUAGGUUGAAGUCUAGCACAGAAAUGAUACUUCCCCAUUGCAUACCUGCUUAAGACUCCGAGCUUUCUCAUGGCCUUGUGGACAGAUGAUGCUGGAUGCUCACUGUCCAGUUAGCCUGGAUGUGAAAUGCUCUGAGAGUCUACCUACCACUGCCUGUGUCAUCAGGAUGUUACUGGCCGCCGUGUCCAUCACAGGGGAGGAAAGAGCAUACAUUUGCAGGCCGGCGGACAGAGCUGUGGGACGUGGGACACGUUUGCCUCAGUUGGUAUGUUGGCAGCAGCACGCGCAGCUCCCCUGCCUGGCUGGGGUGGUGUCGUCUAAGACUCGUGGAUUAUGCAAUGGCUCUUGGCACUGUAAAGAGGUAUUGAGAAGCUGCAGGACUGAAAAGAUUGCCAAGGCUCAGGCAGGGUCAAAUCCCAGUCAGAACGACCCUCUGUCUUGUGUCUUGGCACCACUGUAACCACAGAGGUAAACCUUUCCUUGACCAUUGAGUCCAUCUGAGACUUGGUAGUGACUACAGGCUCCAGCAGUCCAUCCUUUCUUCACACAGGCCUGUGUAAGGCUAGUCCAUGCUUCAGAACCUCUGAGCUGUCACAGCCUGUCUCAGUCUACAGAAGAGAGAAAGUUUUUCUAAAAAAGAGGAGUGUAGAUAAUUUCUACACAUGAACAAGAAUGGGAACACCCUAGGGAGCAUUUAAAGAAAUAUGGCUUGAGGAAGAAAAGCUAGCUGGUACUAGGAGCUCAAGCUACCAUGGAUUUAAGAACCCUCACCCUGACUCAUCUGCUUCUUGUCUUGAACUGCUACCCCAUUUCUACUCCAUAGGCCUUUACUCAGAGAGGAGAAAAGUUCAGCUAACAUAUUCAUUGUAAUGAACCAGCCAGGAAGAAACUAAACAAGCUAAAUUCAAGUGGAACCUCAUGCCAGCAGUGCAAAAUCCAGUGCCAUUUACACAUGACAGUGUCUUUUCGUCUCAGCAGAAUGGCUGUUCUAAACUCACUUUUGCUAAUGCUACCAUUUGGACUGAAUGGCAAGGAGUUGGACAAUCGGGUUCACCAGCAAUAAAAUCAUGGGUUCAGGCAGCCACCAGUAACAUGCCUUCCAGGCUCUGAGGCCGAUCCAGUGAGGAACAAGCCACAACGACCAUCUCCUCUGCCACCCGGCAGCGAGCCACUGAGGAUGACUGGAAGUUCCCUUGAGUGAGCAUAUAACAUACACAUCUGCCCAGGGUGGGGAGGAGUGGGCACCUUUUUCUUUUCUCAGGAUGGCUUCCUGAAUUUGUAAAUAUGUGCCAAACCUUCCAGGAGCUACAGCCUCAGGAAGGGGCUUCCAGGGCCACAUGGAGUUCCUGAGGCCUGGUGGCAGGAAUGGACUCACUCAAUAGAUGGGCAAUGGACAGACAGCCCUUCAACCUCAACUGACACUCUGAGGACCUAACAUCGGCUAUUUUUCUAUAAAGUUUUAGCAAAGCCUUGUUAAAAUCAUGUCAGAUCUAAUGAACUGAUUACCUCUUUGCUGUUUGAAACGUAACUGUGAGUAAUGUAUGUGAAGUUAAGGCCUUAAGAUAGUCCUAAUUAAAAAAGCAUUUUCUCUCAGAAUAAAAAGUUGGCCAACUGGG